CGGGGAUGUCGACUUCCGGGACGUUCAUGCGACGUCUACUCUUCUCUACUCUUACGUUACGUGCGUAGACGCUUCCUCAUCUGGACUAGCAGCAAACAGGAACAGACAAGAUGUUGGUUUUGGUGUUAGGUGACCUGCACAUUCCCCACCGGUGCAACACUUUGCCAGCCAAGUUCAAGAAGCUGUUGGUCCCGGGGAAGAUCCAGCACAUUCUCUGCACCGGGAACCUUUGCACCAAGGAGAGUUAUGACUACCUGAAAACCCUUGCUGGAGAUGUUCACAUAGUGCGGGGAGACUUCGAUGAGAACCUGAACUACCCUGAGCAGAAGGUGGUGACAGUGGGCCAGUUCAAAAUUGGCCUCAUCCACGGCCACCAGGUCAUCCCCUGGGGCGACAUGGCCAGCCUGGCGCUGCUCCAGAGACAGCUGGAUGUCGACAUCCUCAUCUCGGGACACACACACAAGUUUGAGGCUUUUGAGAAUGAGAACAAGUUUUACAUCAACCCCGGCUCUGCUACCGGGGCCUACAAUGCACUGGAAAGAAACAUUAUCCCCUCCUUUGUACUAAUGGACAUUCAAGCAUCUACAGUGGUGACGUAUGUUUAUCAACUGAUCGGCGAUGACGUCAAGGUGGAGAGAAUUGAGUAUAAGAAAUCAUAAAGGAGGUGUUGGGAGGAGGAGGAAUGGCACAAGAGUUAUGUUAACGAGGCUCAGCGUACUGUUUCAUUCAUGUCCACCAGGGGGCAGCAGCUCCCACAGUUCACAGUGUUGAUGCUAUAGCAAGCUGUUCAUGAACUGAACUCUAAAAUUCUUGUGUAUCGUUUUUAUGUCAUCUGCAUUUGUAAGCAAGCUGUCAUUAAAGAAUACAAUAAUGUCAUAUGUUUUACUAUAAAAAAAAUUGACUUUUUUUCUGUGAUUUUCAUUUUUAUUCUUAUUAAAUCCUGUACAGGUGACCAGCACACCUUUAGCUUUCUGUAAAUUGCCUUAUUCAUUCACUUCCACAAUAAAGAUGGAGCUUCCCUCCA
Girardinichthys multiradiatus is the source of this 1024-nucleotide messenger RNA. It is a transcript of the gene vps29, whose product is annotated as VPS29 retromer complex component. The coding region runs from base 111 to 659 and encodes 182 amino acids. Lineage: Eukaryota; Metazoa; Chordata; Actinopteri; Cyprinodontiformes; Goodeidae. The record is from RefSeq and is a predicted model, not a curated record. Gene Ontology annotation, biological process: intracellular protein transport; retrograde transport, endosome to Golgi. The transcript is spliced from 4 exons. Gene Ontology annotation, cellular component: endosome; retromer complex.